UUAUGAUAGGACCAACAGUAACUAUAGGUCUAUGUAUGUUUGGUGUAACAGUGACAUGUUUAUGUGAAUCUACACUUUCACAAUUAUUGGAUAGCUUAAUUAAAUAAUGGCUGAUUUUUGUAAAAUUGCUGAGUUUUCCUUAACAGGAGGUCCCUUCAACCCCCAUGUUAUAAUAAACAAUGCUGCUGCCAAUGUCAUUGGAUCCUUGGUGUUUGGGAAGCGAUUCGACUACGAUGACAUUGAUUUCCAGAACCUUCUGCAACUUAGCCAAGAAUCUAUUCUACUGGCAGGCACACCGCUUGCUCAGAUGUAUGACAUAUUCCCAUGGCUCUUCAAAUGUUUACCUGGCCCCCACAACAUCAUCUUCUCCAACUAUGCCAGGCUCAUAUUCUUCCUGAGAAAGGAAAUAGAGAAACACAAGAGGGACUGGGACCCUUUUAACCACAGGGACUUUAUUGACACUUACAUUGCAGAAAUAGACAAGAGAAAGAAUGACAUUGAGGCUGGGUUUAACUCAGAAAACUUGGCAUUCUGUACUCUGGACUUGUUUGAGGCUGGAACGGAGACUGUCACCAACACCUUGCGCUUUGCUCUACUUUACAUGAUGAAAUACUCAGAAGUGCAGGAGAAGGUCCAGGACGAGAUAGAGCGUGUGAUUGGACUGUCUCGCCCGCCUUGCAUGACUGACAAAAUCAACAUGCCAUACACUGAGGCUGUCAUUCAUGAGACGCUAAGAGUGGCUAACUUAAUCCCGCUCAAUAUAAGCAGGAUGGCUAGCAAAGACACUACUGUGGGAGGAUAUUUUAUUCCGCAGGGAACUGUGCUGAACACCAACCUUUCAUCAGUGCUCAAUGAUAAGACAGAAUGGGAGAAACCAGACAUGUUUUACCCCCAGCACUUUCUGAAUGAGCAUGGGCAUUUCUUUAAAAGGCAGGCCUUUUUCCCUUUCUCUGCAGGAAAGAGGAUGUGUCUAGGAGAGCAACUUGCUCAUAUGGAACUCUUCCUCUUUUUCACCUCCCUUCUCCAGAGGUUUACUAUCUCUCCAGCUCCUGGAGAACAGCCCAUCUUGGAGCCACAGGGAUCUGCCAUCUUGUCCCCAAAACCAUUCAAAAUUUGUGUUACCUCAAGGUGACUGCCAACAAUGGAAUGUUGUAGUUUUUCAGUUUACUGUCAGUGAUGGGAUGUAUAUGUUUGGUUUCAACCAAAUAUGUUGUUUUUUUUGUUUCGCAAAUCGAUUGGGAUCCUUCACUUUGAGUUUAGGAUAGUUUAUCAGGCUAAACAGCACCAUUACUUAUUGUCAACUGUAUACUGUCUAAUACUUUGUGUACUGUGUAUCUAGUUUGACUUUAAACUGGACAUUCAUAACAUAAUUGUGACAGAAAAACUUACAACAUGGUUUAGAUAUUGAGUUUAUAUCAUGCAAAUGUAUUUCCCAAUAGCUACUAAUUGGCAGCAUACAGCAUAAAGGUUGUCUACCAUAAAGGUACUUGCUAUUUAUCAUUACAGUAACUGAAUAUGCAACACGCAUUACCCCAUAAAGGACACACAGUUUGAGGUUUCUGUACUACAGUAAUUUAAUGCUACUCU
Messenger RNA from Osmerus eperlanus (European smelt), 1587 nucleotides. Its product is annotated as cytochrome P450 2J2-like. Gene Ontology annotation, cellular component: cytoplasm; intracellular membrane-bounded organelle. The transcript has 6 exons. Lineage: Eukaryota; Metazoa; Chordata; Actinopteri; Osmeriformes; Osmeridae. Gene Ontology annotation, molecular function: oxidoreductase activity, acting on paired donors, with incorporation or reduction of molecular oxygen, reduced flavin or flavoprotein as one donor, and incorporation of one atom of oxygen; heme binding; iron ion binding. Bases 107 to 1132 code for a protein of 341 amino acids. Gene Ontology annotation, biological process: xenobiotic metabolic process. The record is from RefSeq and is a predicted model, not a curated record.